This is a messenger RNA of Cryptotermes secundus, 2535 nucleotides long. RefSeq lists its product as uncharacterized. The record is from RefSeq and is a predicted model, not a curated record. The annotation marks the transcript as partial. Lineage: Eukaryota; Metazoa; Arthropoda; Insecta; Blattodea; Kalotermitidae. The transcript is spliced from 7 exons.
GUUUAGUGCAGUAUGCACGUGAGGCAGGUGUAUACAUGUUACGCAAAGAAUGCUGGCCGUGUGACCGGACGUACGAAGCCGCAAUGAGGGCUGUGCACUAAUUCCGCUCCUGAAUAUUUGCUGGUCAAAUUGUGCAACAACAUCUUGUGCUGUAGAGAUGGACAACUUAGGGUUUCAGCAAGAAGUUGAAGGAACGGCCUUCCCAGUCUGCGACAGCAGCAACAGUGAGUGCAUACCCCACUGGCCUGGCAGUCUGCGCCUUCUUCCCAACAGCAACGGUUGCGAUGACAACGCAAGGGAAACCAGCUCACAACCAAAGAUAUGUGCACCAAACACAAGCUCACCAAAAUUAUCCUCGUCUUCAUUUAGCUUACCAAAGAACAAAACUUUAAACAAAUACAGGCGCUUUUCAGAAUCCUUUUCAUGUACUAGUCGAGUUCCUUACUGUUUAGGGAAGAUGUUAAACAUUCCGUCCAGAGAAAGUGUCAAACAUCAUAACAUAAAAUGCUCGUCCUUUAUUAUAAGUGAUAACAAUAAUGUAAGUAGAACUGCACCUGGCUCCACCGCCACGUGUCAGCAUCAUUCCUGUGAGGAUGGUGUCUAUAUAGAGAUCCAUUGCAGUAGUUCGAAUCCUGUCCGGUCUGAAAAAUAUCAGCCAGAUAAUAAAAGGUUAUGCUCAUCACAAAACUUCCAAGGACACACAUCUGUGUCAUCCUUACUGAACAACGCACAGGAAAUUUCAAGCUACUCGUCAGUGCCUUCCUUAUCCUUAAAUAAUAGUUACCACGAAGAGUACCUGUGUUCGAUGCCGCCCUUCUCAAAAACUUCUAUUUCUCCAUAUUUCUCGAAUAAACAGAAUCUGAUUAGUGAUACAUCAUUAGACAUCCACAAUGCAGUGACCCAGCCACCGAAAUCUACAAACAAAUGCAGCAACAUUGGUCCUUCCCGGCCCUUCCUUAACAAUGCUCAAUGUUCCGGAAACCCCUCGCCAUAUUUGAUGAAAAAAAAGCAAGAAUUUUCAAAAGAUGAUGCAGAAUUGAAUUCAAUGCCCCGUAUAAUGAAAUCACAAAAAAACGUGAACCGGGUUUUGAAUCGUUCCACAACAUUACCAGCGGUAUCAAUUAAAAACAUGAGAAAUCAGAACCGGGAGUUUACCUCAGGUAUACCAACUGUGUCGGGGACAUUGCCGAUGUAUUACUCUAGAUUUCUGGAUCGCCAGCAAUCCUCGCCGAACCCGUGUGCGGAGAACAGGCAGAACAUGAUGCAGUCGUCCAAAGUCCUCCCGGCAGGUGGCCGGGAGGCGACGCUGAAGAAGAGGGCAAUCCUGAGGGGCUGGAAAUUGCAGUUCAUUCCAAGUGACCACUCGAAGCGCAGGACUGUUGUGCUGUGCUGUAUCCUGCUUCUGGCCUGCAUCCUUGCCCUCGUCGUCACAGGACUGGUCUUCUACAUGACGACAGCUAUGAAAUCGGUGACCAUGAAGUUUCAAGAAAGUUGUGGUCCUGCAGAAACCGGUGUGAAUGUGGUGGCCGGUGAAUUCCGAAUAACAAAUGAGAGGUUUGAGUCCAGCCUGAAGGAUGAGACUUCAGCAGAUUUCAAACAGCUGGCUGCGCAGAUCACCCAGCAGCUGAACAUCCUCUUCUCUGCCAGCACGCUGUCUGCACACUACAAUCACUCACAUGUGACACAGUUCAGUGAUUAUUUAGAGAAGGCAGGAAAUGGUGGUAUUCUGGUACAAUGCAAACUGGUUUUGUUAUCAGCGCCUCCAAAUGGUGAGGCUGCAAACCAGGCAGGGUUGGAAUUCCUGCGGGGACUGCGACAUCAUCAAGGCCAAAUGUGGCUGGGAAAUUUUGCUAUUGACGUGCAAUCAAUAGGAUUUGUUGCUGUCAUGGAUACAACAGCUCUACCUGAACAGAAACCAGAUGUGGCUCUUCUUCCUGGUUGGUCAUCAUGGUCUGCAUGGAGUGAGUGCAACACUUUCACAGCAGCAUCCACAAGGACCCAGAUGCGAAGCAGAUCAUGUCGCUUGGACACAGGAGAGGGAGCUGUGCUGUCAAGCAUUGAGCCUUGCCUAUUGCUAGAGCAGGCAGGGGGUGAUCUUGAAGUGAGAGAUUGUGAGAACGCGAGUACUGUAACAUUUCUGUCAUCCAGGGUACUUGAAGAAGGCGAGAUUGUGUCAAAUGACAUAGGUGUAGAUAUGGCAGUUGAGCCUGCUGCAGGGUCCAGUUCUUCCAGCAUGGAAACAAUUGAGGGGAAUACAGCUACCAUGCAAACAACAGAGCGUCUUGAAUCUGUUGCAGAUAACACAACACUAGUAAACUCCAGUAGAAGAGGUCCUGAGAUACCAGUAAUGGAUCUGUCACUGCCUUCCUAUCGCCACUGUGACGAGUGUGUGUCUGGUGAAGUGUGUGUGGCACUGAGUAAUGAGGAUGUGCCAACCUGUAGACAGCCACAUGACCCCAGUGAUCCAACGGGUUGUGGAGGUCAUUGCCACAUCAGUACAGAAGUCUGCCACAAACUCGAUGUAGAUGCAUUCAG